This is a messenger RNA of Pecten maximus, 5712 nucleotides long. RefSeq lists its product as uncharacterized. The transcript is spliced from 2 exons. The record is from RefSeq and is a predicted model, not a curated record. The coding region runs from base 102 to 2909 and encodes 935 amino acids. NCBI's taxonomy places the organism in Eukaryota, Metazoa, Mollusca, Bivalvia, Pectinida, Pectinidae.
AAGGCAUCAUUUCCGUAUGAAAACAAAGAAGGUUUCGCACGAUAUAACAACAUAUUCCAAAUGGUAUAAGAGGGAUUACAGUUAGAGCAUACAACGCAGCCAUGGUAAAGUCUUCCGCUAUGAACGGGGUCUUGUUGGUAUCCAUUCUGUUACUAAUGCUGUUUUCUGACACUGAUGGACAAACCUGCAGCAUUGUUACUGAUAAGAACAGCGAGGAUUUACAAAAAGCUCUGGAAGUUGGAGACAAUAUGUUAUUCAUGAUACUUUCAUUCAGCAAUGCAAGUCGGGAUAUUCCUACUUCUGUAGACUACCCUCAGCCUAUGACUUGGGUCCACGUGUCGGGAAAUCAUGGCAAGGGUUUACUUUGGCUCAGACAGAGCUUUGAGUUGUUAUCACUGACGAGUCUGAGAUACGGUGUUGCCAGAUUUGAAAUACAGCUAUCCGAUAAUCCAGAGGGAUGUUUAAAUACCAAAUCGACACCGGAAGUUGCGGUAGAUGUUCGAGAUUUCAUCCUCAACAACCUCGCUGAUUCCAACACCAACAACACCUGGUCAGGCAGUGAAAUAUGCAACGCCAGGUUUAGAAAAGGUGAAACUGGUACCGAAGUGUACUUUGUGUGUUGCUCAAAGGAUGAUGUUCCCACGUGCUAUGAACUAAAACGUAAUGACUGGAUGGAUGUUUUCUUUCUAUGUAUUAUCGUGUUACCACUGGUAGCUCUUAUGUUUGCCCCAUUGCUGAUACCGUUCGAUCUUUUCCGGGACGACAUUAACGACUUCGUUUUUCAGCAUAAGUUGGACUCACAGCUUCAUGUUCACGUUACUAAACGGCCAGUUGAUCAUCAUGAAGAAAAAACGCAGAUAGAGAUUCCACAAACGUAUUUCGCAAACAUGCCAAGUUUCAGUAACACUUUGGCUACAUUAAAUGAAAACAUCAAGUACGACUGUACGCUUGAGAAGAUCCACUUUUAUGUGGAUAAAGAUAAUUUAAUCGGCAAGGAUGAUGAUCCGUUUGGGCCUUUUACAAUGCUUUACGACAUGCUUGCACGGUACGAACUUAGGCGACGUGAAUUUAGCGAAGGAAGGUCAUGCCAAGAGUAUUUUCGUAUCCUUUAUGGAAAGAUAUUGAAUACAGCGUACUUACUACUGAUUAUCAUCCUAGUCAACAUUCCUGUUAUCAUCAGAUUAGCAGUUUUCUUUGCGUACGUCGAACCCCAAUGGUUUAUUGUCAACAGCUUAGAGAGACUUCAACUGAAUGCUGAUCUCCUACAGUACAACAGCUUCGGAGUCAGCGUUAUUCCACGCCUGGAAUUGUAUCUUACAUACCUAGUUCUCAUCGGUCUGUUUCUGCUUGUUCAGUUCUUUAAGAUUCGAGGGACACAUCGAGUAGAUGUUGUUAUUGAAAUCCUGAAACAGUGCCUCCGGGAUUCGCGUAAAAGGCGGAUUAAGUUAGCAUUCCAGACGAUAUAUAAAGCGUGUAAUUCGGUCGUCACCGCGAAGACCAUGCUAGGCCGAGUGCUUGCUCUGGUUUAUUUUGUACUGUUUCUUCCUUUUGUUAUUUUUAGCUUCGUCUUUUAUCUUUUGCCUACGGUUAAUCUGACUUGUUCUGUUCCGAUCUAUCUCUUCACGUUUGUGUUGUCCAACAAGUGUGGAUGUCUUUCGAGUAGUAGAUGCGUACGAGCAGUCGCAAAGUACCUCUCAGAUGGGUUAGGGUUGAAUCCUAUCAUUCUAUAUCAAACUGACGGAGUAGAUGAAGCAGACGAUGUAAAUGACGAAGAGAGAAGUAUACUGUGCUCACCUGCCGAUAUGCUGAUCAUACUUAUUCUAAUCUGCUCAUUGCCUUUGCUUAUCUUCGUAGUGCUGGAUUGUAUGUCGUUCUAUAUAGAUAUAUCUAUCUACGUCCUGAUUGGUCUACUCCUCAAUGCAUCAUUUACAACAAAAUAUGUUAUUUUAUCGCUCAUGCUGGCCUUUUAUAUCCGCGAUUUAUUUCAAGGUGUGACAACUCGCUAUAUUAAGUUCAAUAAUACCAUCAUUACAGAAGCAAUGAAGAAAACAAAAGGAGACAUUUUUAGAGUAUCUCUGCUCAAUGAAAAUCUUCAGAAGAAUACAGCUUUUCAGUUGGUUGACGAGACACCUAUAGGGAACCCUGAUUCGGAGCAAGCGAGCGUCAUGCCGACGGAUAACUUCUGCUUAGUACAUGAGGAUGGAACUCUGUCGUGGAAAACAAAACGGUUGUUGUUUUUUCUUGACAGAAAAGACACGCCCUUCAUACCAAGAGAAUUUUUCUCAGAAGCGUGUGUCUUUGACUGUUUGGGAAUUCCCGGACCACUCGGGCAGAAUCUCUUAGAUGUUUUCAACAGCAUCUUGAGGAUCUUUUUCUUCCUAUUCUUCAUCAUGGUUGUUGCUCUGUCAUUCGGUGAGGAGAGUGAUUCUAUUGGUACUAAUCAAACGCUGACAGCCAUCGCGGGGGGUCUAAUUCCCUGGUUAUUUAGAAAGUAUUUACAAGCUCCUGAGGACAUAGGGGUCGACAUUGAAAACCUCCAUUUUCGUGAAGUGUUAAACGAUGCUAUCAGAAAAUACGAAGAGGAAUGGACUGUAGCAGAUAUUGAGAUAACAAACGUCCAGGUGUCUGCAGACCAAGCAAUCACUGUUACAGACAUAGAAGGUCGUGAAAUGAGUGACAAGUCUGAGUCAAAUCUUUCAAAGCCCGAAAGUUUUAAUUCUUUCUCUGAAACAGUUGAGUCAGAAUCUGACACAAAGGAGGAAUUGCCAAGCGGCAACAGAGAAAGCACUUCUCCAAAAGAACAUGUAUAUGAGCAACAGACUAAAGUAACUUCUCGACAGUUUUCUGUUAGUCCGGAUCAUUUAAUUAUUCUAGUGAAUAAGAAACCAGCGAGAGCUGUAGUGGUUUAGGCCGUUACAAACGUCAUUGUUAAAGCUAUACUUUACAUUAUGAUCAUGUGAAGUGGUACUAUCUGACGAUCAUUAAAGUUAAAGAAACUCGAAUAUAUUUCAGAACUAAAAUGGGAUGUUGAAUAUUAAUUAAUCUUUAAGAAUACGAGAUUAUUUCUAACCUGUUUUUUUUUAUAUAACUAACCAAUGUUUUGAAUUUCCUGUCGUGAUUGUGUGAAAAUUAUCAUCUGUGUGUACAUUCCUUGCUAUCUAGGUAUUCAUAUAAUCUAAAAGACAAUUUGUCACUAUGAUCAUGUCAAAGUAUCUGCGCAUUCAUCACAGCGUCAAGGAAGCGUUCGUUCGACGUCGACUUGGUGUAGUGGUGUUAGCUGCAUGUGGUUCUGGCUAUGGGAGUAGGUGUCGUAUAUGAUGAGUUCCAGGGCAAGAGUCUUUCUUCGUCAUUUGUGUUGCUGUGUUAUAUAUAUAUACUUAUAAACACAAUGUCAUCUAGACUAUAUGUUCCUGAUCCAAUUGUUUGAGAUCUGAAAUUUCUAUCGUUAUUACACUGUGUUCAAUAUAUAUAUUCCCCUGGUUAUAUAGACAAUUGUCCUCAAUGGUAAAGGUUGGUAUAAGUGAGGUGUGAGAGGUCUAACGAGGUCUGAUGUUCACCACUGUAAAGAGGUUUGAAACUUACGUUAAUCAACAAUGACACGGAAGGAACUAUCAUCAAAGUGUUGUAUGAGCAUAAUACUGAAUGGUGUUAUAGGUUAGCCCGGACGGAAUAGAAAUGCAGCUGACAGGUUUAGCGACACUCAUUUUUUUUUUGCCUUUCAAUUUUAGCUCACUUGUCCUUCGGGCUUAUGUUAUGGUGCAGUGUCCGUCGUCGUAAGUCGUUGUCAGAAAGCCAGAUGUAAGUUAAAGAAAAAUGUUUAUUGUAAUGCAUGGUACUGACUGGUAGAUCCGAGACUGAGAAACUAUAGCCAAUAGAACGACAAUAGAGCGUUUUGCCAUAAUCAAUGAAACAACCAGGUGAGCGACACAGGCCCUCUUGGCCUCUUGUUCAUCAAGCAAUACGUUCUGAGAUUUACCAUUUGAUCAAAUGUAUUCUAAUAUUUAAGUCCAUUGAUACAAAGCUUUUGUUUUAACUUGUCCAAGUGCCUUUGAAUCUUCUAUAUUUUUUCAAAGUAUUUUUUUGUUUUAUUUUUGUAUACAAUAUUUUAACCGAUUAAUGUUAUUAUUUGAUAUUGUCAUUUUGAACUUUUGUUUUCUUUUAUAAAUUGGAAUGUUUAUUAAACAAUAGAACCACAUUGAACUGAGACAAACGUAGAGAAAUACUCCAGGUAUAUUCAUGACCAUUGUCUGCAGUAUUUGAUCUGCCUUGCUCCAAAGUUACUCAUUAAAUAUGAUAUGUUGGUUAUAUUUUUGUAAAUGGAAUGUUUAUAGAACCACAUUGAUACUCGAGAAAUAUCCGUGAACGUUUGUAGUAGUUACUCACGGACUUACUUGGUAUUCAAUAAGACUUUUCCUUAAAUUUUAAACUUAAAUCUUUGUUGUUUUAUGAAUCCUUGUUUUUACAUUUCUCUCUUCCAAAUUGGAUAGUAUGCAUCAUUACAGACGCUGUGCAGCGAUGAAUAAUAUAUGUCAUAUUACUCAAAUCAUUAGAUUUGUACCUUCUUUAAAUUGUGUAUCGAUAAAAGUUUAUACUAAAUUGCUUUAACUUUGAAAGGACUGCCUGUUGUUAUAGGUAUACUGUUUUCAUGUUAUCCCAUUAAAAUUGAACUCGUGGGUGACGUUUUUGAUGAAUUAAUACAAUUAAUAUAUUAAUGACCAUCGGAUAUGUUCACUAUCGUCGGCGUUCCAUUGGUGAGAGCAGUACUAAAAAGGUCAGAAAAAAGGCUGUAUAUCGAUUUUGCUUAUGCAUUAUGUAAAUCAUUGACCGCGUCGACAGAAAAUAAUCAAAAUAAAAUGGUAUCAUUGUUUGUAAGGCAUGAUGACACAUUUGGGUGUCAAAAUUUCGUCUGUCAUUCACUAACUGUACGUUUAACGAUAAUUGAUUUAAGCAAUUGUUUUAAUUGAGGAAGCAUCCUAUUUUGUUUUUCAUGUAAUAUGUGCCUCGUGAAAUACACAAAUGCAUGGAAAGUGUUUUUAUUUUGCAUAAUUACAUAUGUAUUAUAAUUGAAUGAACAUGGAGGAUAUUACACUUGUGGUUAUAUGUCAUAUGGAAUUCAUUAAACGAGUCCAAUAAGUUGAUAUGACAUAAGCAUUUAAGCGUGUGGCAUAUCAAAUUAUUGAACGAAUUUAAUUCAUGACAUAACCACGAGUGUAAGAUUAUAUUUAUCACAUAAAUACUAUUUAUACUAAGUAAAAACUGUCAUGUUCUUUUUUUUAUAUAAGACAAUCGAAAUCACCUAGACAAUCAUGCGAUGUCACAUUUUUAUUAUGGCGCCAAUACUUCUUUCAGGUUGAAAGGUUUGAAAGUAUAAUACACACCAAAAAUUCAAAGUAACUAAAAAUAUCAUUUACCAUCAAUUUUAAAACAUCAAUUCUUUGUUCAGCAGGGCUCUUUCUCACUGGUUUGGAAUGGGGCCUUUUUGUCUCAUUUUGGGAAGAAAAUUGAUUUUUACAGGAGUAAGCUGAAAAUUUUGGGAAUUCGGCUUAAAUCUGAAAUAAUUUCAAUUGGGAAUGGACCCAAUUAACAGCCCCCAAAAUCUCUCAGAAAAAGCCCUGGCUCAUCACCAGUAUUUCUUUUGGAAAAUGAGCGAAUUUGGAUUUGUGUAGAUAUCAAACAUGUUAGUAUUAUUAUAAAAUCAUAUUUUUCACACUU